GUCUAGACCGAGUCCUACAGCAGUUCUAGUCCCGGGUUAGACCUGGUUUAGCCCCACAUUAGCCUUAUCUUAGUACUGAUUUAGUGCUGGGUCCUGGUUCAGUUCUGUUUUAGACCAGGUCCAGUUUCAGUCCCGUUUCAGUCCUGGCUCAGUCCCGGCUCUGGUCUGCCAUGGGGCCUCCUGUGCUUCUCCUGUGUGCAUUGCUGUGCUGCUAUAGCGCCCCCUACAGCAGUGCGUUGGUGAUGCUGGGGGGCCCUCGGCUCCGGGACGGUUCUGUUUGCUCCGGGCUCCUGGACCAGAACCUCCAGAAACAACUGAGAAAACACAAAGAAGAAGGAGUCAGCCAUUUUAGAGUCGACCUGCCCCGAGAGCUGCUGUCCAGAGACGACAGGGAGGCGCUGUCCUGCGUCCAGACCCUGCUGGAGCGGGUCACUCGGGCAGAUCUUCGGGCCGUGAUGAUGGUGGACUUGACGGGGUCCGGGUCAGAUCUGUGGAGCGGGGACAGGGAGCAGAGCGUGAGGCUGAGGCUGGACGUCCUGUUUGCACAGCUGGGUGGACUGGCUCACACCUGGGUCCUGCUCCUCCACAGCAGCUCUGGAAAGGAGCUGGAGCUGUACAAGGAGGCGCACAGCAUGUUCACACGACACUAUCCAGGAGCAGAACACGUCGUGUCUUUGGGUCUGAAAUCGUGGGACCUCUCGGGCGUCCCUGAGCUGCGGUCGGACGUGCCCAUGGAUUUCUUGUCUGUGAAGCUGCAGCACGACUGUGAUGUGGAGUCUGCGUUUGGAGCGGCGCUCUCCGACAUAAAGAGAGUGUCUGGACAUCGGCCUGUUCUCAUCUACUCCAUAGAACUGAAAAACUGCAAAGACGACCAGAACGUCCUGGAGAACCUGCUCAGAGUCCAGGUUCAGUCUGAGUUGGACUUGGUCGGGUUUGAGGUGUCCUCCAUGUUGGACGUGUCUCUGGAGGAUCUGAGCGUCUCACACAGAUACUCACAGAUCAUCCAACAAAAGAGAACAAGUGGCCUCCAGGGGGCGCUCUCUUCUCCGCCCGUAUCCUUCACGCCCGGACUGAGGAACCUACCUGCCUCACAGGUUCCCUCCACGGCUAAAGUUGUGUGGGAGAAGUUCUCACACUGGUCAGAGUUCCAGAACAGAAUGUAUUAUUACGGAACAUUUCCCACAGACUUCCUGUGGGGAGUCACGUCCUCAGCCUAUCAGAUCGAAGGAGGCUGGAACGCUGGCGGGAAAGGCCCCAGUAUUUGGGACACUUUUACUCACACGCCCGGCAACGGUAUCCCAGAGAACGGUAAUGGAGAUGUGGCGUGCGACAGCUAUAACAAAGUGGACGUAGACUUAGGCCUGAUUAAAACCUUAGGGGUCAAGUCCUAUCGCUUUUCCCUCUCCUGGUCCAGGAUCUUUCCCAAUGGGAUGGCUGCAUCGCCCAACACUAAUGGCGUGACCUAUUAUAACAAUCUGAUCGACGGUCUGUUGGGUCUGGGCGUGACUCCGGUGGUCACUCUGUACCACUGGGACCUGCCCCAGGCGCUGCAGGACAUUGGCGGCUGGGAGAACGCCGCCAUCAUCGACCAUUUCAACAGUUACGCUGAAUUCUGCUUCAAGACAUUUGGAGACAGAGUGAAGUUUUGGAUCACGUUUAACGACCCGUUCACAAUCGCGUGGAAAGGCUACGGCAGCGGAGAAAUGCCCCCAAAUCUAAAAGCCAAUCCUGGAGUGACCCCGUAUAAAGUGGGACACAAUCUGAUCAAAGCUCACGCCAAAGCUUACCACACGUACAACACAUAUCGCCCAGCGCAGAAGGGACUGGUCAGUAUCGCUCUGAACGCAGACUGGUAUGAGCCCCUGGACGUGAACACGCCCAGAGAGCUGGAGGCUGCAGACCGAGCCAUGCAGUUCAGGCUCGGAUGGUUCGCGCACCCCAUUUUUAAGAACGGCGAUUAUCCUGAAGCUAUGAAGUUUCACGUAGGAAACAAAAGCGACCUCCAACGUCUCAAAGAAUCUCGACUGCCCACGUUCACUGAGGAGGAGAAGAACUUUAUCAGAGGAACCGCAGAUGUCUUCUGUGCCAAUCACCACACCACCAGAAUCGCUAAAUACUCCACACAGCGCUUGAAUCCACCAUCCUUCAAGUACGACUGGGACAUGUUGGAGCAGGAGCUGACCGACUAUCCGCAGACGGACGUGGCGGGCCAGAGGGCUGUGGCUUGGGGCCUGAGGCGGGUGCUGAACUGGAUAAAGGAGGAGUACGGAAACCCAGAGGUGUACGUGACCGACAACGGGGUGGGCACAGAGAGGGCGACGAGCAUCGACGACUCCGCCCGAGUGUUCUUCCUCAAGACCUACAUCGAUGAGGCGCUCAAAGCUCAGAGCGUGGACGGCGUGCGGCUCCGGGGGUACCUGGGGGCCCCUCUCAUGGACUCCUUUGAGUGGCUGAAGGGGUACAUUAUGGGCAGCGGUCUGUACCAGGUGGACUUCACUAAAGCCGAUCGUCCCCGGACAUGGAAGUACUCAGCACGGUACUACAUCGACAUCGUGAAACAGAAUGGGUUCCCUGCAGGUGAGGACGAGCUCCCCCUGUACGGACACUUCAGAGACGACAUGAUGUGGAGCACCGCCACCGCGUCCUAUCAGAUUGAAGGAGCAUGGCGUGCCGACGGUAAAGGCCUCAGUAUUUGGGAUACUUUUGCACAUACUCCGCUCCGCGUUUCCAACGACGACACGGGCGACGUGGCGUGCGACAGUUACCAUAAGCCUGAUGAAGACGUGCGCAUGCUGCAGAAUCUGGGGGUGGGGUUCUACCGCUUCUCCAUCUCCUGGUCCAGAGUCCUGCCCGACGGCACAACGGCACACGUCAAUGAGCCGGGCCUCAAGUACUACGAGUACCUGGUGGAUGCACUACUGCAGGCCGGGAUUAAGCCACUGAUCACGCUGUUCCACUGGGACCUGCCCCAGGCGCUCCAGGACGUGGGUGGGUGGGAGAAUGACACGAUAGUGGAGCGUUUCACGCAGUACGCAGACCUGAUGUUCUCCCGCCUCGGGCACAAAGUCAAACACUGGAUCACCAUCAACGAGCCGUACAUCUUUACCAACAUAGGCCACGGGUACGGAGCCGCUGCGCCCGGGAUCUCGUUCCGCCCGGGGACCCUUCCGUACAUCGUGGGUCAUAACCUGCUCAAGGCCCACGCCGAGGCCUGGCACCUGUACAACUCCACCUACAGGCCGUCUCAGAAAGGGAUCAUCUCCAUCACGCUCAACUCGGACUGGGCUGAACCGCGCAACCCUCACAAGCAAGAGGACUACGACGCCGCCAACAGAUACGUAGAGUUCCAGUUGGGCUGGUUCGCUCACCCCAUUUUUGUUGGAGACUACAGCGAGCUCAUGAAGACCACCAUCAGGAACCGGAGCCUGGCAGGAGGACUCCCCAAGUCCAGGUUGCCAGAGUUCACUCCGGAGCAGAUCCAGAGGAUUAAUGGCACUCAUGAUUUCUUUGGCUUUAAUCACUACACCACCAAACUGGCCUUUCCCCUGAGCUACGGCAACUUACAGCACUACGACGCCGACCGAGGUACGGGGACGGUGGUGGACCGGGCCUGGCUGGACUCCGGGUCCGGUUGGCUCAAAGUGACUCCGUUUGGAUUCAGGAGGAUUUUAAAAUUUAUAAAAGAAAACUACGGGAAUCCUCCGAUCAUCGUGACGGAGAACGGAGUGAGCCAGAGACAAAUGGACCUGAACGACACGCUACGGCAGCACUACUACACAGAGUACAUCAACCAGGCUCUCAAAGCGUACCUGCUGGAUGGCGUGGACAUUCGGGGCUACACGGCCUGGUCGCUCAUGGAUAACCUGGAGUGGGCCACUGGUUUCGCGGAGCAGUUCGGUUUGUACUUCGUGAAUCGGUCUGACCCCAAACUGACCCGGACCCCCAAAGUCUCAGUCCAGACCUUCUCCACCAUCAUCAGGUGCAACGGCUUCCCUGACCCCAAGUCUGGACACGAGUGUCUGAAGCCACAGCCCGAAGCGACCACGGCGACCACAGCGACCACAGCGACCACAGCGACCCAGACGGGGACCACGAUCACCGCGGCGCCUCAUGCGGUCCUGAAUUUUCUGGGUUUGGACCUGACUGCAGAGGACGCCAAAGUCGGGCUCAACACGACCUUUGCCCUACUGGUGGUGAUGUGCGCCGCCGCCCUGGGGGCCGGGAUCGGCGUCUUCGUGGCCAGAAGACGAUAGACGAGCGAACAGUCGCCAUGAUUUAUUCAUGAAACUCAUUUUACUGCAGCAAAAUCAGGAGCAGAAAUCUACAAACUGUUCUGUGCCAAAGUCAAGAUUCUGGGUUUGAGUUGUAUGAUUUUUUAUUAUGAACAAAAAAUAAAUUGAAGUAUUUUUCUUGUUGUAGGAGUUCACUCUGC
Periophthalmus magnuspinnatus is the source of this 4432-nucleotide messenger RNA. Its product is annotated as lactase/phlorizin hydrolase-like. The coding region runs from base 171 to 4253 and encodes 1360 amino acids. Gene Ontology annotation, molecular function: lactase activity. The transcript has 16 exons. The record is from RefSeq and is a predicted model, not a curated record. Gene Ontology annotation, biological process: carbohydrate metabolic process. Lineage: Eukaryota; Metazoa; Chordata; Actinopteri; Gobiiformes; Gobiidae.